AUGGGACGGCAAACUUCGGCGACCCCAAGCGUAGUGGGCGAACAACGGAAAGGGAUAAAGCUACCUAACCCAGACCUAUGGAGAGGAGAUCGGAACAAGUUAACCGCCUUUCUGUCUGAGUGCGACGUACACUUCGAAUUGAACUCUCAUCUUUUCCCCGACGACACUAAGAAAGUCUUUUUCAUGAUCUCUCAUCUACGCGAAACACCUCUUCUUGCAGUGCAGCCCGAUCUAUCCAAAAGACCUCUUCCUGAGUACCUCACGACACACGAUCAGUUCGUUAAGUACCUCAAGACUAACUUUGGUGAUCCAGACGAAGAAGGAACUGCGGCCCGACAACUUAACGACCUCAAGCAAACCGGGUCUGCUUCGGACUACUUCUCCGCCUUUCAGCGACAUGUUGCGAUUCUCAAGUGGUCUGAUGAUGGAAACCUAGUUGACCGAGCCAAGAAAGGACUAAAAUCGCACCUUCUAGAUGAAAUCGCAAGACACGGUAGAUCGUUUGGGACUGUAAAAGAGCUAUUGGAGUUUGUGAUUCCCUUGGACAACCGCCUGUGGAGGAGACAAGUGGAGAAGGAGGCAGAGAGGAAAAGGGAAGGAGGGAUAAGGACAACGACAGUGGUGGAAAGUCAGAGGACGGAGAAGAAAGAAGAGAAGAAAUGGGAAAAGGGGCAACCUUCGGCGCAGGGUGGUGCCCAGGCGGCUAUGAGGUCGACGGUGGUAAAGAAUCAACCUAAAUCGGACAUUUUCAUUAAUGGAAUGAAGCUAACUACGCUCUGGGACACCGGGGCUACUUGUUCAUAUAUAAGUCCUAGAGCGGCGACGAAGAUAGGCGCAGAAAGGAGACAAUAUCAGGUGAGCGUACCCGUUCACAUGUUCGACGGCUCGGUGAGUGUCGCUGGACCCAUCACCGAGUUUGUCGAAGUCGGAUUUAGUUUGACGAAGGACGCCGAAGUGCGAUCUGUUUGUCUCGAUGUAACAACGCUCUGCGACGCAGAUGUUGUGAUAGGGUGGGAUUGGAUGAGGAAGGAAGGGGUUGUCCUUGAUGGAAGAGACAACUCGGUGAAAUUUCCCAUCCCAACCCCACCAAGUGCGGCGAAAGGAACAGCAUUGGAAAAAGGAGAAGAUGAGAUGAGCGAAGAAGAGUUACGACAGGUCAUACCGACACAAUGGCACCAAUACCUGGAGCUAUUCAAAGUGGAACGAGCCAGAAAACUACCACCAAGAAGAGAAUGUGACCACGAGAUCGAAUUGACCCCCGGAGCAGAACUAAAACCAGGACCAAUCUACCAACUGGAUGAACAUGGGGAUGCAUUCCUAAAGCAGUGGAUCAACGAUGGUCUGGCCAGCGGCCAUCUACGAAGAAGUAAAUCACCUUAUGGGUCUCCUGUAUUCCUGGUUCCAAAAAAGGGAGUGAUUCCCUAUCGAGUGGUAACGGAUUAUCGUGCGCUUAACAAGGUAACCAUUAAGGAUUCAUACCCAAUGCCACUCAUCUCGACACUACUCGAUCGACUUCAAUUAGGAAGGAUCUUCACUAAGCUCGAUUUGAAAGGGGCUUACCAGUUAGUCAGGAUAAAGGAAGGAGAUGAACAAAAGGCUGCCUUGCGAACAAGAUACGGCAGUUUCGAGAGCACAGUCCUAAGGGAUGGGUUGUGUAAUGCACCAGCCACCUUUCAGAACUUUCUACAAGACAUGUUUCACGAUCUACUUGACGAAGGGGUAGUAGUUUAUAUCGACGAUAUCACGGUAUACUCCGACACGAUCGAAAACCAUCAGAUAAUUGUCCAAAAGGUAUUAGAUCGACUACUGGAAAACGAUUUGGUCGUCAGUCCGAGAAAAUGCGAAUGGAGUUCAAAUGAAGUGAAGUUCCUGGGGUACGUAAUAGGACACGAACGGAUCGAAAUGGAUCAAGAAAAGGUGAAAGCUAUUCUAGAAUGGGGAGAACCCAUGACAGUCCGGGAUACUCAAGUGUUCUUGGGGUUUGCGAAUUUCUAUCGGAGGUUUAUCAAGGGGUUUUCGCAUAUUGUGGGACCUCUCACACGAUUGACUAGGAAGGAUCAAGCUUGGAACUGGACACAAGAAUGCCAAAAGGCUUUUGACGAUCUAAAGAAAACAUUUACCACAGCACCAGUACUUCGACAUUUUGAUAGAACCCGACCGACUUGGAUUGAAACCGACGGAUCCGAUUGCGCGAUAGGUGCGAUAGCGUCUCAGAGAUUUCCUCACCCAUCAAUAAAAGGAACCACCGAACUUCACCCAGUAGCGUACUGGUCUCGAGCAAUGACGCCCUGUGAGCUAAACUACACGGUGGGAGAGAAAGAAUUAUUAGCCAUCGUGGAUUGCUUGGUCGCCUGGAGACCCUACUUGGCUAACAGUAGUGAUGUUAUAAAGGUCAUUACCGAUCACAAGAACCUAGAAUACUUCCAAAGCAAACGACAACUAAAUCGAAGGCAGAUGAGAUGGUUGGAAAUAUUGGGAGACUUCAACAUAGAGAUCACUUAUCGACCAGGGAGCAAAAAUGGGGGAGCAGAUGCUCUGACGAGACGAGGAGAUUAUCAUCCGGGAAGAGGGAGUAGCAAGGACCCGAAUCUUAACAAAGGCAACUGGCUACAAUUGCUACCGACACACGAACAAAUUGGAUCGAAUUCAAUGGACUCAGAACACAAAGGACCAAGACACAUAGUAAGAGGAGCAAUCCGGGAAGACUCAUUAUUCGGACUCAUCAAGAACGGACUGAAAGACUCAGAAGACAUAGCAAACAUACGACAACUAGGACUACAGAUGGCACAGACACAUAGCACACAGAGCACACAGAGCACCCAGAACACACAGGACACACAGAAGACACAGGCUAGCAGCGAGACACCAAUAGGCACUGUUAUAUCGUCCCAAUGCUGGUUAGUUGGUCUCGUGACAGAUUCGAUGCUAGUGGGUCAUCCAGGAAGAGACAAAACUAUCACCAUGGUCAAAGAGGACUAUUACUGGCCACAUUUGGACGAGUAUAUUGCAAAAUACGUAAAAGGAUGCGAGAUCUGUAACCGACACAAGACUCAUCGACACCAGCCGUAUGGACAUCUGGUCUCUUUACCAGUACCCACACUGCCCUGGACAGAUAUCUCUAUGGAUAUGGUGGGACCCCUACCAAAAUCGACCGAGUUCGACGCGAUACUGGUGAUAGUCGAUCGACUAACCAAGAUGGCUAGAUUUAUUCCAUGUACAACUGGACUAACAGCGAACAAAGUGGCCGACAUCUACAUCAAGGAGAUCUUUUCAAAACAUGGAGUACCUCGAACAAUUGUGUCAGAUAGGGGAACUCAGUUUACGGCGGAAAUUUGGAAGGAAAUAUGUCAGUUCUUGGGAAUAAAGAACUUAUACUCGACUGCGUAUCACCCUCAAACAGAUGGACAAACUGAGCGAGUAAAUCAACAGAUGGAAAUCCUGCUCGGAAUGUAUGUAAACUACAACAUGGACAAUUGGGAUCAACUUCUACCAAUUGCUGAGUUCGCUUAUAACUGUUCGCCACAUAGUAGCCACGGUCUGUGUCCCUUUGAAGCCUGUUACGGCUAUGUGCCACACUACGACAUCCAUUCGCACGAUAUUCGAUCAAAGUCAAACAAGUUGGAGAGGAAAUGGAGGGAUAUGGGAGAGUUACAUGCGGCUGUUCAAGAACAGGUCAGGAUGGCUAAUGAGAUUAGUGCCGAAUACUACAACAGGAGACACAAGAGUGUACCAGAAGAAUUCAGAGAGGGAGAACAGGUACUACUGAGUACGAAGUAUCUUACGACGGAAAGACCCAGUCGAAAAUUAGAAGCAAAAUACGUUGGCCCCUUCAAGAUCAUAAGGAGAGUGGGGAAAAAUGCUUUCAAAUUAGAUCUACCUCCAUCAAUGAGAGUGCACAAUGUCUUCAAUGUCACGUUGUUGGAACCAUAUCCUAGAGACAUGAUACCAGGUCGACAGAUACAACCCCCACCACCUGUAGUAAUAAACGGCCAGGAGGAAUUCCAUGUGGAAGCAAUUGUGGACAGUAGAAUUCGACGAGGAAAGGAGGAAUUCAAGGUAAAAUGGUUAGGAUACACAGGGAAUGCGGCCUAUGACUGGGAACCACGAGAAAAUGUAGAAGAGUUGGCCGUUUUUGGUGAAUUUCUGGAAAAGAGGAAAAAAGAUCCCAGAAGAAAGUGA
Tremella mesenterica DSM 1558 is the source of this 4179-nucleotide messenger RNA. RefSeq lists its product as uncharacterized. The transcript is spliced from 4 exons. Gene Ontology annotation, biological process: DNA integration. Gene Ontology annotation, molecular function: nucleic acid binding. Lineage: Eukaryota; Fungi; Basidiomycota; Tremellomycetes; Tremellales; Tremellaceae. The record is from RefSeq and is a predicted model, not a curated record. The coding region runs from base 1 to 4179 and encodes 1392 amino acids.